UGCAUUCGCAUUGUUUACGUUUGUAAUAAUUUUCAUUUGAAUACAUAUAUAAUAAAAAUAUUUAGAUGAAAAUUACAAAUUUUAAAUGGGUAUUUAACAUUAUAGCUACAAUUUAAUUAAUUUUGAAUAGCCUGAGAGAACAAGCACCGCAAUCAUGUCAAAACUCCCUAAGACAGCUCUUAGUCUAAAACAGUUCAUGUUACGCCAAGAAGUUUUGAAACUUUAUCGUGAAAUUUUCCGUACGUUACGUUUGGUACAAGACGAAUCUACUCGUAAGGAACUCAAGGAUUGGGCCAGGACUGACUUCAGGAACAACAAGCACCAUCAGGACGAGACCACGAUCAAGGCUAUGCUGCACUAUGGGAAGAAAUCCUUAAAAGAUUUACAGAAUUCACUUGCCUUGAGUAAAAGCUGACAUUUUUGAGUUAUUUAUUUUUUGUACAUAAUAUUAAGAAAUGUAGCUUUUGCCUGAAGCUUUGAUCAGCUGGGAAUUUGUUGUGUAGGUGUAGAUGUGCCAAGUUUUAUGAAAAUUAAUAACAUAAGUAGUUUUUGAGUUUAUUUAUUGAAUAAAAAUUCCUACACUUUUCAAAUCCAUAAGGAUUUGUUCUGUUAUUUAGUAGGUUUACAUUAUGAGCCUUGCUAAAAUAUGUUAUUUUCAUGAGUUCAAAUUAUUUUACGGAUAUUAUUGUAGGACAGUAAUUUAUACAGAUUGUAAUUAAAUUAUUAUGUUCAAUAUUUACAGUGAAGUGAUAGAUUAAAACA
Amyelois transitella is the source of this 762-nucleotide messenger RNA. Its product is annotated as LYR motif-containing protein 2. Lineage: Eukaryota; Metazoa; Arthropoda; Insecta; Lepidoptera; Pyralidae. The coding region runs from base 155 to 415 and encodes 86 amino acids. The record is from RefSeq and is a predicted model, not a curated record. Gene Ontology annotation, cellular component: mitochondrion. The transcript has 2 exons.